UCUCUUGGAGAAACCGGAAGUUUCAUCUUCUUCCAUUUCUUCUACGGGAAGAGCUUUCAAAAGUUAUUAAGACACCGUUGACUCUCCGAUCAUGUCGUCGAGGGCGAGUAGCAGCCGUGGCGGAGAGAGUAUAGUCGCUGAUUGUGGGCGCAAUACAUCCUCUUGCGGCUACUGUAAAUCCCCUACCCCCUCCAGUAUCUCUCACGGUUUGUGGACAGAGACACUCACUGUUUAUGAUUACCAAGCUCUUCUUGACCGUGGAUGGAGACGGUCUGGCUGCUACCUUUACAAACCUGAGAUGGCUAAAACUUGUUGCCCUUCUUACACUAUCCGCUUGAGAGCCUCUGAUUUUGUUCCCUCUAAGGAGCAGCAACGAGUCCGUAGAAGACUUGAAAGGUUCUUGGAGGGUGAGGUAGAUCUGAAGCCGAGAGAGCAAACAGAAGAUUCAGAUGUUUCUUCAGAGCCGGUGAGAAAAUCAGUUGGUUCUGCUAAAAGAGAACAAACCAAUGAAGUGGAACCAGUCCUGAAAGAUUUGUCUGAACAAAUUGAUAAUGCGGUUCAAAGAUGCAUACAGAGUGGGGAGUUUCCUUCUACUAUUCAGGUUCCCAAAUCUUCGGUGAAGAAAGUUCUCUCUGCUAAAAGGAAGAAGCUAGCUGAAGGGUCAGAAGAACUCUUGUACACCAGCAACAUUGCUUUUCCAAUUGUAGCUGCAAUAAAACAAACGCAAACAUCUCAGAAAGGCGAGGGAAGCAACAACACAGAAGAAACAAGUUCAAGAUUAUCACCAGAGACUGUUUCUGAGAUGUUGUUAAGUGAAAUGAACAAGGUAAGAGAGUUCCUUGGCUUGGCUAUCAAGGUCUGCAAAGGCCACAUCAACUUCUUUUCAGCUACCCAAGUCCAUUCCUCAGAAACAGAUCAAGGUGAAAACCUCCUCUCUGCUACAACAACAGAAAAGUCUUCUUCCAACAAACUUCAGGUGAGGAAGAGGAAGCUGGAGAUACAUUUGAAAAGGUCAAGUUUUGAUCAAGAGGAGUAUGAACUAUACAAACGUUAUCAACUGAGAGUUCAUAACGACGAGCCUGAAAGCAUCUCGAAAACUUCAUACAAAAGGUUUUUGGUUGACACUCCGUUGAUUGAAGUUGAUGGUGAUGGUGAUGAUGAUGAAAACGUUCCUCCUUGUGGCUUUGGUUCUUACCAUCAACAAUACAGAGUUGAUGGACGUCUGAUUGCUGUGGGAGUAAUCGACAUUCUUCCCAAAUGUUUGUCCAGUAAAUACCUAUUCUGGGAUCCGGAUUUAGCAUCCUUGUCUCUUGGAAACUACUCAGCACUGCAAGAGAUCGAUUGGGUUAAACAGAACCAAGCUCAUUGCUCUGCUCUUGAGUAUUACUAUCUUGGUUAUUACAUUCAUUCUUGCAACAAGAUGAGAUAUAAAGCAGCUUAUCGUCCUUCUGAGCUUCUAUGCCCUCUCCGUUACCAGUGGGUUCCAUUUGAAGUAGCUAAGCCUCUACUUGAUAAAAAGCCGUAUGCUGUCUUGUCUGAUUUCACUAAAGCUUCUUUAUCACCUGCACCUCAAGCUUCUGAAACACUAGUGGAGUCCACGAGUGAACGUGAAGACAUGGAGAUGAACAACUCUGAUGAAGACUCAGAUUCCGAUUCUAGUGUUAACGGCAGUGACAUUGCCAAUAUCCUUAUCAGUCUUAAUGGAGCUAAGCUUCGAUACAAGGAGUUACUGCGGAUGAUAAACAUGGCGGUUCGUAGACAACUGGAGCCGAUGUUUAUCAGUUACCAGAAAGUCGUGGGAGCUGAGCUCUCGGAGAGAAUGGUGUAUGAACUACAGUAACACUAAGCUUGGUUCAGAUCACUUAAUACUGUUUUGUAACAUUAAUAACAAUGAUACUAUAUCACUGCUGUUAUGUUUCUUCCAUCUUGUCAUGUUUUCUCAGCAAAAUAAAGUGAAACCAAAGUGAUUUUUGUCAUGUUUGUCACUUUAUUUCUCAGCAGAAUAAAGUGAAACCAAAGUGAGCUUGUCACU
This is a messenger RNA of Raphanus sativus (radish), 2032 nucleotides long. RefSeq names its product arginyl-tRNA--protein transferase 2. Gene Ontology annotation, cellular component: cytoplasm. Gene Ontology annotation, molecular function: arginyl-tRNA--protein transferase activity. NCBI's taxonomy places the organism in Eukaryota, Viridiplantae, Streptophyta, Magnoliopsida, Brassicales, Brassicaceae. The record is from RefSeq and is a predicted model, not a curated record. The coding region runs from base 92 to 1840 and encodes 582 amino acids. Gene Ontology annotation, biological process: protein arginylation. The transcript is spliced from 6 exons.